AGAGGAGUCCACUGGCUGUUGUUGAUCUUGUCCGAAAAGACGAAACCUCUCGUCCCCAUUUUCGAGAACUCUCCACAUUCUCUUCUGGUCUUUGGCAAUUGGCACCUUGUUCCAGUCUUCCUUUCAAAUGCUUCCGGCCCCCAAUUACAUGCACCAAGCUGAAUGGCUACAUUUCUGCAAGCCAAGCAAGCCAAAGCUGCUGUACCAAUCAACCUCACAGGAUAGUAACAUCCCUGACAAUCCCAAAGGCCCCAAUUCAGCUCUAUGUUGCUCUUAUAUCGCUACAUCUUCCUCCCUAGUCUCCUUGUCCCCAGCGUCCUCGGAUAUACGACGUUCACUCCAAAUUGCUCGAGCCUUGCGGAGCCCGUCAAUUUUGUCUUCAGUACAAGCAGUCGCAGCACUCUCGACAUCCUCUGGAGUUGUCUCUUUACGUUGAUCGCCUGCACAUGGACCAUUUUGCAUCUUAAUGUCCCAGAGCAAAGAGGCGAUCAGGAUCCAGGAUGGAUAGGCGAUUGCAAAUGGUUUCUCAAGGGCAUUUGGAUGAAGACAAAAUGGAUGAUUCUUACCAUGUUGGCUCCAGAGCUUCUUCUUUCUAUUUCGCUGGGAGCUCUCGUGCAUGCAAAGGAAGUAAAUGAGUUGCUGAAGAAGUUCAUUGAGGAGGAUGGGGUGGAAUGGUCAUUGACGCAUGGUAUGUUCUUGAACAUGGGCGGAUUUGUGAUCCAAGCUGUCGAGAAUGAUUCCAUUUCUUCCAUCCAACCGAUAUACACAGGCCCACCGGGCUUCGUUACACCUGAAGGCUCAGGUGGGCUGAAGAGACGCCAGACCAGCCCCGCAACCAUCACUUCUGAUGGCUCCCACGAGGAGCUUCAAGACACAGCACGGACUUCAUAUCGAAAUAAUCAAUGGACAGCGCUUCAAGAUAUUGAUCCCAUAGCGUCUCCGAAUCAGGAUCGACCCUCAACAGAUGUUGGGACACAACGAGCGUCAGAGAACUGGUCACAGGAUAGCCGAGGAAUGGACCCACGUACAGAAUCGGGGCUCGAAGUACGCUAUAGCGAUGAACCGAGCGAGUUCUUAGCCCCUGAAUGCUAUCAUCUUACGGCAGACCAACUCUACAUGCUUCGGGACAAGAAAAUCCUGAAGAGGCUUCCUGCCAUCACAAAGGAGGAGCUCAACGCUAGAUCCAAAAGCGACGCAUUCUCGAAAGCAAUCGCCAUGGGCCAGAUAUUCUGGAUGGCGUUCCAAGUCAUUGUACGAGCUGCUCGACACCUAGCAAUAUCGCAGUUAGAGCUUGCUGUCGCGGCAUUCUCAGUCUGCGGGAUUUUCAUUUAUGCCUCGUCUUGGAACAAACCAAAAGAUGUGCAGAUUCCAUUACCGAUUUUGAGAUACCCUGCUGCAGUGCCAGCUGAUUUGGUCCGACAACUAGGGGAGUAUGCCGAAGUGGAAUACAGUGCUUUCAGCAUGUCCGAGUUUGUGCCUCUGCCAAAGUGGGUCCGGACUCCACAGUACGAUGGCUCGAUAGUGAGCAAUAGCACGGUAUGGGAUGGCAAGGAAUCGUAUACCGGAUACAUGGGAACUGAGAUGGGCCUAACUCUUGGAGGUGUGAUAUUUGGAGUUUUGCACGUGUUGGCUUGGAAUUUCCACUUUCCGUCUGAGAUUGAGCGGAAUCUGUGGAGAGCAUCUUCUGUGAUAUGUACCUGCUUACCGGUAUUGUUCCUUUGCAUCACGUACUUGUUUAGUCGAGCCCUCGAAGUUGAACUCGGCGCCCGGAUUCUGGGCAGGAUUGAAGAUAUAAUCCGUGCUGAGCUGGCGACAUCUAUAGCCUUUGUAUUUUUUGUUGUUUACAGCCUGGCACGUCUUUACAUCCUCAUCGAGAUUUUUAGAACUUUGUGUUUCUUGCCUGUCGAUGCUUAUACUGCAACAUGGGCAGCAAGCAUUCCUCAUGUAUCGUAAUUCAUAGGAUAAUUAGAUACAAAAUUUUGUAGAAGCAGAAUCAUAAUUGGGGAUUUCCCUUCAUAAAACAGAAUCGACGCCUGCCACAAACACCUCUGUACUUCUUCAUUCAGCCUCUAAUAUCUUUCCAGAAGCCAAUUUCUCCUCUUAUCUGUCUCCAUCUUCCCCUGCAUC
Molecule: messenger RNA, 2127 nt
Organism: Mollisia scopiformis
Lineage: Eukaryota; Fungi; Ascomycota; Leotiomycetes; Helotiales; Mollisiaceae
Exons: 2
Coding region: 265-1953 (562 amino acids)
Source: RefSeq, a predicted model, not a curated record